Molecule: messenger RNA, 2635 nt
Organism: Scylla paramamosain (green mud crab)
Lineage: Eukaryota; Metazoa; Arthropoda; Malacostraca; Decapoda; Portunidae
Gene: grp
Product: serine/threonine-protein kinase grp-like
Exons: 11
Coding region: 360-1817 (485 amino acids)
Biological process (GO): mitotic G2 DNA damage checkpoint signaling; protein phosphorylation
Cellular component (GO): nucleus; site of double-strand break; cytoplasm
Molecular function (GO): ATP binding; protein serine/threonine kinase activity
Source: RefSeq, a predicted model, not a curated record
AGGCCUACAGAGACCCACGUGUUCUGCAUCAACCCCCCCAAAAUUUCUCUAUUAAUAUUUUUACCCACUAUGUCAUCCCUCGACCCAAGUGUUGUUUGGCUUGUUCAACGGCAUGGUGGCUUUGGGCACAGCGAGAUGGGGAGGCAGGAGGCGGGGACAAGUGUGUGAUGGGCAGGUGGUGGCAGUGCAACAGCUGAUGGUGGUGGUGGUGGUGGAGGUGGAUGAGAGGCCGGCGCCCGCCAUACCCACCACCCUGCCCACCCUACCCACGCCGCUGCCCCUGCCCCACGCUCCUGUCUGUUAUCCCCGCCUCAAGUCAUGUGUGUUCCAGGUGACAGGGAGUAGGCAGCUGAUGCAUCAUGGCUGGAGGAGUGACUGAAUUUGUGCAGGGGUGGAAUGUGGCCCAAACCUUGGGUGAAGGAGCCUUUGGAGAGGUGAAGCUGCUGAUUAACCAGGAAACUGGUGAGGCAGUGGCUAUGAAGAUUGUGGACUUGGCUAAACAUCCAGAUGCCAUUGAUGCUGUCAGGAAAGAGAUGUGCCUCCACCGCAUGCUGAAGAACCCACACAUCAUUAAAUUCUAUGGCAGCCGACGAGAGAACUCCACACAGUACAUGUUCCUUGAGUAUGCUGCUGGAGGGGAAUUGUUUGAUCGCAUAGAGCCUGACAUUGGCAUGCCACCUCACCAGGCCCAAACGUACUUCAGGGAACUUAUUGCUGGAGUGGAAUAUCUGCAUAGCCGUGGUGUGUCCCAUAGAGAUCUGAAACCAGAAAAUCUAUUGCUGGAUGAAAAUGACCGUCUAAAAAUCACUGAUUUUGGAAUGGCAACUCUAUUUAGACAUCAAGGAAAGGAAAGGAACUUAGAUCGGCAGUGUGGCACCAAGCCAUACAUGGCUCCAGAAGUGUUAUUACGACCCUACAGUGCUGAGCCUGCAGACAUCUGGUCGUGUGGCAUUGUGCUUGUGGCUCUCCUGGCAGGAGAAUUGCCAUGGGAUGAACCUACAUUUUCAUGUACUGAGUAUACUGCCUGGAAAGACAAGGACUGUAGACUGUUUACUACAACUCCAUGGACGAAGAUCGAUAAUUUGGCUCUCUCACUUUUAAGGAAGGUUCUAAAUACAGUACCAAAGCACAGAGCUACAAUAAACCAAGUGAAAUCUCAUCAGUGGUUCACAAAGAACUUCCAAAAAAAUACAGAACUGAUGCAAAAUGCUACACCUGAAAGCAUGACUCCAAGCCACAAACGAAUCUGCAGUGAGGUUGAGCAAGCAAACUCUGCCUUUUCAGUUGAUGAUAUGUCCACUCGGUGGACGUGUUCACAGCCAGAACCUCCAAGUGCUCCAGUCUUAAAUGCACUGCUUGAUGGUGGCAACCUAGAACCAGGUGUGGUAAGUUUCUCUCAGCCUGCCAAACCUGAGCAGCUGCUACUCUCCUCACAAAUGACCCAAGGAACACAGGCUAGCCAGACACCACUACAGCGACUGGUGAAACGCAUGACAAGGAUGUUGGUUAAGACAUCAUUAGAAGACACUGUAACACAUCUCGAAGCUGUGUUUAACAAGCUGAAUUAUUCACAUCGUUGUCACACUGCUAAUGUUAUAACUGUCACAACAGUAGAUCGCCGUGGGGCACAACUGGUACUCAAGGCAAGCAUCUUGGACAUGGCACAGUAUAUUCUCCUGGACUUCAGGUUAUCCAAGGGCUGUGGGCUGGAUUUCAAGCGUCAUUUUCUGCGAAUUAAGGAAGGUUUAUCUCACAUAAUAGUGAAAGGACCAGUCACCUGGAAUAUGGCAAUGGCCACCAACAUGCUUCCUGCUUGAAUGUCUUGGAUCCCAACUAUAGUUACCAAAGGUUGCUUGGGACCUUGCUGGUAUUUCUAAUGCAGAGGUAAUUGCCCUUCAGUAUUAUGUUUAAGGCUGACAUUCACUUUCAUUUGCUUUCUAAAACUAUUAUUAUAUUAUUAUUAUUAUCUUCUUUUAUGAAAUUCGUGUAUAAAAGCUUUAGUUACCUGGAAUACGGCAGUGGCUUCUCACAUACGUCCUGCUUGAAUUUCUUGUGUCUUAAUUAUAGUGACUGAAAGUUGAUUGGGAUGCCAGUAUGUCUUUAUUCAGUGGUAAUUAACCCUUCAGUAUCAUGGCUAUGGUGAACAUUUAAUCUAUUUUUAAAACUUUUUCUUUAACAAUUGACAUAAAACUUUUACAGGAUUCCAUUAUAUUUAGUUUGUUGUGGUAGGUCUUUUUCAUCUUGUAUGACAGGUUUUGUUUUGGUAGAAGUCCAUUUCUUUUACUUCUAAGUGAGCCAAUUCCAAGGCUUUAAAAAGGUGAUUGUGAAUGAAGUAGAAUGUACAAGUAGUUCAGGUUAUCAUUCUUCAGUAGUAGUUACAUUGUUGAGGCUACAAGAAUUAGCUUUUUAUUUUCUUUAUUACCAAUGUAAUGUAAUGUGUAGGUACCCAUCGCUACUGUGUGCUGCAGUUGUAAGAGUGUCCUUGUCAAAUCUAGGUCACUCUCUACUCUUGCAGGCAGAAUUCUAGUCUUUCAAUGGUGGGUGCUUGCACAGAUUUUGAACAAUUCACAAAUUCAUUUGUAUCUUUAGAAUAUUUCUUUAUCCUCUCAAAAACUAAUAAACAUUACUUUUCAUU